Molecule: messenger RNA, 273 nt
Organism: Penicillium hordei
Lineage: Eukaryota; Fungi; Ascomycota; Eurotiomycetes; Eurotiales; Aspergillaceae
Product: CFEM domain-containing protein
Exons: 3
Coding region: 1-273 (90 amino acids)
Source: RefSeq, a predicted model, not a curated record
AUGAAGCUCACUAUCUUCUUCCCGCUGGCUGCUUUCCUGUCAUUGACCAUCGCUGGUCCUUCGGAUGAUGCCAGUCCCUGCCUUAAUCGCUGCCUCAGCGAAGCCUCUGUUGUGGCAGGAUGUGUCUCCUCUGUUGAUUACGAGUGCACUUGCCCAAGCGAAGCGUUCAAGGACGCACUCGGUACCUGUUUGAAGGAUUCUUGUACCUCGGAUGACUUGACAGCUGCCGGAGAAUUGCACAAGGAACGUUGUGGUGGGGACCCACCCCAGUAA